CCACCGGGCUGCGCUAGGAUUCCGUUAGUGGAUUUUAGCUAAAAUGGCGGUCGCUGUGCGAACUUUACAGGACCAGCUGGAGAAGGCGAAAGAAAGCCUAAAAAGCGUAGACGAAAACAUUCGCAAAUUGACUGGCAGAGAUCCCAACGAUCUUAGACCUGGCCAAGCCAGAAGGCUAGCCCUCUCAGGCCCAGGUGGAGGUAGGGGGCGAGGAAUUGGUCUGUUGAGGCGUGGACUCUCAGAGAGUGGAGGAGGACCCCCAGCUAAGCAGAGGGACAUCGAAGGGGCACUCUUGAGGCUUGCCGGCGAUCAGCGAGGGAGGAGAGAUUCACGCCAUGACAGCGACGCCGAGGAUGAUGAUGAUGUCAAAAAACCGGCGUUGCAGUCAUCCGUUGUUGCUACCUCCAAAGAACGAACACGCGGAGAUCUAAUUCAGGACCAAACGAUGGAUGAGAGGGGAAAGCAAAGGAAUCGACGUAUGUUUGGCUUGUUGAUGGGAACCUUACAGAAGUUCAAACAGGAGUCCUCUGUAGACAGUGAGAAGCAAAAAAGGCGUUUGGAAAUUGAGCAAAAGCUAGAAGUGCAGGCAGAACAAGAGCGCAAGAAGAUCGAGAACGAGAGACGAGAGCUGUUUGAGGAGAGACGCGCCCAGCAGACACAGCUGAGGCUCUUGGAGCAGAAAGUGGAACUCGCUCAGCUGCAAGAGGAGUGGAAUGUGCACAACGCCAAGAUCAUAAAAUAUAUCCGCACAAAGACCGAGCCUUCUGUUUUCUACAUUCCUGCCAAGAUGUGCUCAGCCACUCAGAAGCUCUUGGAGGAGUCUCAGAAAAGGAUGAAUGCCAUGUUAGAGGAGAGGCGUGAGGCCUUUGCAGAACACCUGAACAAGAUGGAGGCUCGGCCUAGACGGCUACUGCUGAGAGUCAGGGACCGAGGGGAGCCCCGUGGCGGAGCCCCGAAGACUGAAGAGCGAGAGGAGGGUAAGGCAACGGGGCAGGAGGGGGAGCUGCAGGUGACACGUAACCGUGGUGAUGUAGGGGGGGAGGGGGAGGUGGGCAUAGCGCAGAAUGUUCAGGAGCGGCAAGCUGAGAUGAAGGAGCAGAUGGAGGAGGGUAAAGGGGGCGGUGAGGAGGAGGAGGAGGAUGGUAUGGGGCUGGAAGAAGGCAGGGAGCUAGAGGUGGAGCAGGAGGAGGUGGAAGCAGAGGGGCAGGUAGAGGAUGAGGAGGGGCAGGAGAGCGUAGUGCCAGUGGAGAUGGAGGUAGGUAAUGAGAGCAGGGAAGUUGAGGUUGAAGCUGAAGGAGAUAAGCAGCCCCAGGCAGAAUAUCCCCACGAGCCCGGGAGCCUGGAGAAUGGCUCAGAGUCCUGCCCCGUACCCGGCCGGUCCGUGGAACCCGACGCCGCGGGAGACUCGGGUCCAGCCCUGCUGGCCCUGCCACCCUUGCGGGCCGGGCCUGAAGCUGGCAGUGAGGUCGGUGAGCGUGGCCAGACGGCCCAGCCCGAAGCGGAGGGCCCAGCCAAGGCCCCCGACGCCCCCGCUGGCGGCCGGGGCAGGACCGCGGCCAGGGACAGGGUGCGGAGUCGGAGCAGCAGCUCCAGCUCCAGCGGCUCGUCCGGCUCCAGCGGCUCGAGCAGCUCCAGCAGCAGCAGCAGCUCAUCCAGCAGCCGAGGCCGCGGCCACGCCAGGGACAGGAACCGGAGGGGCGGGACCUCCAACAGGGACAGGAAGAGAGGGGGCGCGCCCACCACAAGGAGGCGCAAGCCACCCAGAGGUGGUGGCCGGGAUGCCAAAGGGUCUAAGGACAAGAGCACCAAGGCGGACAGGAAGAGGAUGCACUGUGAGGGCAGCCGGGCAGGAAAGAGGCCCCCUCACAAGUCAGACAGGAAGGAGAAGAGGCGCUGAGGCAGCACGUGUAAGCAGCCUUGGAGGAAGAUGGCUUGUGACAGAGCAAGGGGAAGGCUUUCCUCUGCAGAUAAGCAAGCAGACUUUGCAUUGCGUAUUCCUUUUUAAUUCUCAAAUUCAAUCACAUUACACCUGCUAAUGUUUAGUCCUCGCAUGGGUUUUUCUAUUGUUUUACUUCCCUACACUUAGUAGUAUCUUCAAUCUACAUGCUCAGUACUCUGCUCCAAGGAGGGAAAGGUCACUUAAAUGUGUUUUUAAAAAAAAUAAAUAAAACUGCAGCUUUAAAAAUUAAUGUGUCAAAUUAAUGCAGACAAAAUGUAAUUAAUUCAUUACCAGGUAGUUGUUGAGCUCUGAUGCCACAGCGCCCCCUGCUGGACUCAGAUUCAUAUACAGCUUGGUCCCAGUCACCCUAGAAACAUUGUAUUUUGGUGUACUUUUGUAAAUAUUGCUCCAUUUUAGCUCUUAAUUCUUCAUUCAGUGUCUAGUCUUACAAAGAAUGAUUUAUUUAAAUCGCUUCUCUUACAGGAGCUUUUUUGUACCAGUGCAUCACCUUCCUAAAUAAAGCGGGUUGGUCUUUUCUGUCCUCCAUUCUA
Messenger RNA from Paramormyrops kingsleyae, 2490 nucleotides. RefSeq names its product pinin, desmosome associated protein (gene pnn). Lineage: Eukaryota; Metazoa; Chordata; Actinopteri; Osteoglossiformes; Mormyridae. Gene Ontology annotation, cellular component: catalytic step 2 spliceosome. The record is from RefSeq and is a predicted model, not a curated record.